CUGAUAUAAAAACUUAAGCACCAUGCUGUCAGUGCGAUCAGACUUGACAUGUUGCUGUCAGCAGAAGAAGAGAAGCUCCAUCAGAUCAGCUUCAGUACCAACAUGUUCUCUGUAGCUCUGCUGCUGCUGCUGGCUGCUGGAUCCUGUGUGAAAUGUGAACAGUUGACUCAGUCACAAUCUGUGAGUGUGCAGCCAGGUCAACGUCUCUCCAUCACCUGUCAGGUCUCUUAUUCUGUGAGCAGCUACUGGACACACUGGAUCAGACAACCUGAAGGAAAAGGACUGGAGUGGAUCGGUGGUGCACGUGUUGGAUACAGCUCAUACUAUAAAGAUUCACUAAAGAAUAAAUUCAGUUUCAGUUUAGACUCUUCCAGCAACAGAGUGACUCUGAAUGGACAGAAUAUGCAGCCUGAAGACUCUGCUGUGUAUUACUGUGUUGAUGGUCAGACUCUGACUGAAUCUGGAUCAACAGUUAAAACACCUGGAGAAUCCCACAGACUGACCUGUUAUGCUUAUGGAAUGAACUUUGGUGCCUCCUGGAUGGCCUGGAUCAGAAAGGCUCCUGGUAAAGGACUGGAAUGGGUUGCUACUAUUAGCAACGAUGGCAGCAAAUAUCACUCUCAGUCAGUUCAAGGCCGGUUUACCAUCUCCAGAGACAACAACGUACAGCAGCUGUAUCUGCAGAUGAACACUCUGAAAAUAGAACAUUCUGCUGUUUAUUAUUGUGCACGUGUGACACAGUGA
This is a messenger RNA of Acanthochromis polyacanthus (spiny chromis), 744 nucleotides long. RefSeq lists its product as uncharacterized. The record is from RefSeq and is a predicted model, not a curated record. The transcript is spliced from 3 exons. NCBI's taxonomy places the organism in Eukaryota, Metazoa, Chordata, Actinopteri, Pomacentridae. Bases 49 to 744 code for a protein of 231 amino acids. Gene Ontology annotation, biological process: phagocytosis, recognition; phagocytosis, engulfment; innate immune response. Gene Ontology annotation, cellular component: external side of plasma membrane; immunoglobulin complex, circulating; blood microparticle. Gene Ontology annotation, molecular function: immunoglobulin receptor binding; antigen binding.